Messenger RNA from Hippopotamus amphibius kiboko, 4003 nucleotides. It is a transcript of the gene KLF9, whose product is annotated as KLF transcription factor 9. Bases 957 to 1691 code for a protein of 244 amino acids. The transcript has 2 exons. Gene Ontology annotation, molecular function: RNA polymerase II cis-regulatory region sequence-specific DNA binding; DNA-binding transcription factor activity, RNA polymerase II-specific. Gene Ontology annotation, biological process: regulation of transcription by RNA polymerase II. The record is from RefSeq and is a predicted model, not a curated record. Lineage: Eukaryota; Metazoa; Chordata; Mammalia; Artiodactyla; Hippopotamidae.
UUCUUUUGUAAUAAGAAGGAACGCAACUGAGUAGGGAAGGUGUAUCCCGCAGCUCCGCAAGCUGGAACGUGAGCCAGGAGGCCUGACCGGCUACGGGAUUGAGAGGCACUCCCAAAGAUGCGCGGCUGCUCCUUCCCAGCCUCCCGGCUGUUACCCUUUUAAAUGUCAGCGUUCGAGGCUGUAGGGGUAGCACGAGGCAUCGAAACGGAACAGUGGGAUUGGCCGCACGCCUCAGUUCUAGACGCACCUCUCCACCGAAAGGCCGUUCUGACUGGCAGGGGGAGAAAGUAAACAGAGUUGAAUCACCCUCCCCACUGGCCAAUUGGAGGGGGUUUGGAUUGUGACGUGAUGGGAUUCUGCGAAAUUGUUACUGAGCGAGAGAAUGCCGGAACGGUGCGGACCGGCAAGAGCAGGGGCUCAGAAGCCGUCAGUGGACUGGGGGAAAAGUGUCUCUUAGAUCUGGCGCUUGGUCCGGCCCUUGCCUCCCGCGUCCGGGUAGUUGGGUGAAUGUCCUGGGGCUUUGGCUCGACGGAGAGGCGGCGGAGGGCGUGUACCUCUCUUGCAGUUUCCUCUCCCAGCGCCUCGGGGGCGUUUUCGGUCGAAUAAACUUGCGACCGCCACGUGUGGCAUCUUUCCAAGGGAGCCGGCUCGGAGCGGCCGGCGCGCCCGUCGGGGGGGAUCGCGCCCGACUCUGGGCACGGGCGGCGGUGGCGAGUGGCGGCGGCGCGGCGGAGCCCGGGGCCGUGGAUGCUGCGUGCGGAGGCGCUGCCGGUUACGUAAAGAUGAGGGGCUGAGGUCGCCUCAGCGCUCCUGCGAGUCGGAAGCGCCCCGCGCCCCCGCCCCCUUGGCCGCCGCGCCGCGCCGCGCUCGUCGUCCGAGGCCAGGGCACGGCGAGCCGAACCUCCGCAGCCACCGCCAAGUUUGGCCGCGCCGCCGGGGUUGCUGUCGCCCGCACCAUGUCCGCGGCCGCCUACAUGGACUUCGUGGCUGCCCAGUGUCUGGUUUCCAUUUCGAACCGCGCUGCGGUGCCGGAGCAUGGGGGCGCUCCGGACGCCGAGCGGCUGCGACUACCUGAGCGCGAGGUGACCAAGGAGCAUGGUGACCCGGGGGACACCUGGAAGGAUUAUUGCACGUUGGUCACCAUCGCCAAGAGCUUGUUGGACCUGAACAAGUAUCGACCCAUCCAGACCCCCUCGGUGUGCAGCGACAGCCUGGAGAGUCCGGAUGAGGAUAUGGGAUCCGACAGCGACGUGACCACCGAAUCUGGGUCGAGUCCUUCCCACAGCCCGGAGGAGAGACAGGAUCCUGGCAGCGCGCCCAGCCCGCUCUCCCUCCUCCACCCUGGAGUGGCUGCGAAGGGGAAACACGCCUCUGAAAAGAGGCACAAGUGCCCCUACAGUGGCUGUGGGAAAGUCUAUGGAAAAUCCUCCCAUCUCAAAGCCCAUUACAGAGUGCAUACAGGUGAACGUCCCUUUCCCUGCACGUGGCCAGACUGCCUUAAAAAGUUCUCUCGCUCCGAUGAGCUGACCCGCCACUACCGGACCCACACUGGGGAGAAGCAGUUCCGCUGUCCGCUGUGUGAGAAGCGCUUCAUGAGGAGCGACCACCUGACCAAGCACGCCCGGCGGCACACGGAGUUCCACCCCAGCAUGAUCAAGCGAUCCAAAAAGGCGCUGGCCAACCCUUUGUGAGGUGCUGCCCACCCGAGCCAGGGAGGGACAGACCCAGAAGGACGAACUACUCCAGACAGACAGGUGGGAACCACGGCCCAGAAGAGGCGCGCUGCCAGCACAGGAAGUCGCUGUUCUUUGGUCACUAGUCUAAUCUUCCUCUCCCUGCAUUGUUUUUAAAAAGCACACUGUAGCCUAAGAUCAAAGUCAACACUUGGUCCCCCUUGCAGAGGCAACUCUGAACCAUCUCUGACUGUUGGAGGGGAGGCAAGUGCUUUUUUUUUUUUCCCUCUCCUUAAUUUUUUUUGGGGGGGUGGCGGGUGGGGGGAGGGGGUUAAGGCCAAGACUGGGGUAGAAUUUUAAAGAUUCAACACUGGUGUACAUAUGUCUGACUGGGUGAGUUGACCUGUGGCAUCACACAGUGAUUCUGGGCCCUUUCUGCUUGCUCUCUCAGAGUUGUUUUCUUACCUUUUAAUGUAAUGACGAGUGUGCUUCGGUUUCUUUAGCAAAACCACUCUCUUGAAUCACGUUACCUUUUGAGAUACAAAACGCCAUAGCACAGCUGUCUUUAUGCAAGCAAGAGCACAUCUACUCCAGCAUGAUCUGUCAUCUAAAGACUUGAAAACAAAAAAGUUACUUAUAGUCAAUGGGUAAGCAGUCUGAAUUUAUACUAAUCAAGAUAAACCUUUGAAAGGUUACGCUAAGUACAGAACUUUCAAACCUUGCUUUGUAUGAAUUGUACUUUUUGAACAUAAGCUGCACUUUUAUUUUCUAACGCAGAGGAUGAAUAAGUUAAACACAUGCUUUAAGGAUAGAAGCAGACAUUCUGUUUGGAACCACGUUAUAAUCUGCUUUGUUUUACAGUAUACACGUUUCCCUAUGAAAUCAUGGCAGAGAUGUGAGGGCAGAAUAUAUACAACAGAUGCUGAAGGAGAAGGAGCAUAGUAUUUUUUUUUUUAAUUUAAAAAAGAACAAACAAUUUUAACUCUAUAUUAACUUUUCCAAAAUUUCCAACCCUUUCAGUUAACCUCAUCUUAUUGUACCAUAAUGCCACAAAGAGAGAGGGCUUUGACUCUGUUGGGUUUUAUUUGAAUGGGUGCAUAACAGCAACUAGCUCUGAAAAUGUUUAUUUUUUGGGGAAAAGGUUUGUUGGUUACCUUCCCAUGUUCCUACAAAACUCCCACUAACAGGUGCAAGAGUUAUGUAAAAGGAAAAGGGAGUGAAAUGUGAAAAGAAAAAUAAUAUACCCCUAUAGGUAGUGAGCACUAAGGGAAAGUAAGUACCACAAUGAUUUCAGAGGAGACUCCGCAAAAUCAUCCCUUUUGGAGAAGGAAGGCACAUGGACUAUGUAGGAAUGACAAUACAUCACUGUAUCUUUUAUAUCAGUAGCCUCACCACUAUAGAUCUCGUAUCCAGGUAUCUAAAAUGGCCUCAACCACUACAUCCAUAAUAUGCCAUUUACCUGAAAACUUAAUUUUGGCCUUUAUGUGGUCAGAAAAAUGAACUGAGUUUUCAUCAUUAAAGAGAAACCUCAAAUAGGGGAGUCAGCAGCGAUCAUGGGAGAAAUGUUUACAUAUUCUUCUUUUUCAUCAGAAACAAUGUUUUCUGACAAUUUUAUCUGAUAUUUAAAACAGGGAGCUAUGGUGCACUCUAGUUUAUACGUGUGCUAUGAGAUGUGUUGUGUAAACCUGGGGUGCCCACCUAUCAGCGAACUCAUCGUUUCACCUCACACAUGCUUGUUUCCAGUUCAGAACCAGUGUGGGCUCCUGCAGCAGGCAUGGGUCACAGCUGACUCCAACUUCCAGUACAGUAGCCAUCACUAGCACGGUGUUUUUCUUUUGUUUGUUUAACCAACGUAGUUGUAUUAGUAGUUCUGUAAAGAGAACUGCUUUUAACAUUAGGGACUGGGAGCAGUCCAUGGGAUAAAAAGGAAAGUGUUUUCUCACGGGAAAACAUGUCAGGAAAAAUAAAGAACACUUUCUACCUCUGUUUCAGAUUUUUGAAACACUUAUUUUAAACCAAAUUUUAAUUUCUGUGUCCAAAAUAAGUUUUAAGGACAUCUGUUCUUCCAUACGAAAUAGGUUAGGCUGCCUAUUUCUUACUGAACUCAUGGAAUGGUUCUGCUUGUGAUCCUCUGCACGCUGCCUUUUAGUGAGUGAGGAGUUUGGGGUUGCCUAGCAACCCACUAACGUGUACAAACUCAUCUUUCCCUCACAGAGCAAAAUGAAGGAAAACCAAGCAAAGUCAGUGAAAGACAAUCUUUGUAGUUUCAGGAGUAAAUCUAUAUGUGGCGUUUGUCCAGCACUUAGAUGGAUGUAAAUGCAGCAACUUGU